This is a messenger RNA of Ceratotherium simum simum (southern white rhinoceros), 2853 nucleotides long. NCBI's taxonomy places the organism in Eukaryota, Metazoa, Chordata, Mammalia, Perissodactyla, Rhinocerotidae. The record is from RefSeq and is a predicted model, not a curated record.
GGCGCAGGUGAGCACCGCUUCCGGGGUCGGGAGCCUGCCGCGAGGCCGCUCCCGCCUCUGCUCGGUCGGGUGUGCGGGAGACUAUGGCGUCCUCCUCGGUCCCGCCGGCCACCGCACCCGCGGCGACAGCGGCCCCCGGCCCGGGUUUCGGCUUCGCCUCCAAAACCAAGAAGAAGCAUUUCGUGCAGCAGAAGGUGAAGGUGUUCCGGGCGGCCGACCCGCUGGUGGGCGUGUUCCUGUGGGGCGUAGCCCACUCGAUCAAUGAGCUCAGCCAGGUGCCUCCCCCGGUGAUGCUGCUGCCAGAUGACUUUAAGGCCAGCUCCAAGAUCAAGGUCAACAAUCACCUUUUCCACAGGGAAAAUCUACCCAGUCAUUUCAAGUUCAAGGAGUAUUGUCCUCAGGUCUUCAGGAACCUCCGUGAUCGAUUUGGCAUUGAUGACCAGGAUUACUUGGUGUCCCUCACCCGAAGUCCCCCGAGUGAAACUGAAGGCAGUGAUGGUCGCUUCCUCAUCUCCUAUGAUCGAACUCUGGUCAUCAAGGAAGUAUCCAGUGAGGACAUUGCUGACAUGCAUAGCAACCUCUCCAACUACCACCAGUACAUCGUGAAGUGCCAUGGCAACACACUGUUGCCCCAGUUCCUGGGCAUGUACCGAGUCAGCGUGGACAGCGAAGACAGCUACAUGCUGGUGAUGCGCAACAUGUUUAGCCACCGUCUUCCUGUGCACAGGAAGUAUGACCUCAAGGGCUCCCUAGUGUCCCGGGAAGCCAGCGAUAAGGAAAAGGUUAAAGAAUUGCCCACCCUUAAGGAUAUGGACUUUCUCAACAAGAACCAGAAAGUUUACAUUGGCGAAGAGGAGAAGAAAGUAUUUUUAGAGAAGCUAAAGAGAGAUGUGGAGUUCCUAGUGCAGCUGAAGAUCAUGGACUACAGCCUUCUGCUGGGCAUCCACGACAUCAUUCGGGGCUCUGAACCAGAGGAGGAGGGGCCUGUGCGGGAGGAGGAGUCAGAGGGGGAUGGGGACUGUGGCCCGACAGGACCUCCUGCUCUGGUGGGUUCCUAUGGCACCUCUCCUGAGGGUAUCGGCGGCUACAUCCAUUCCCAUCGGCCCCUGGGUCCUGGAGAGUUUGAAUCCUUCAUUGAUGUCUACGCCAUCCGGAGUGCUGAGGGGGCCCCCCAGAAGGAGGUGUAUUUCAUGGGCCUUAUUGACAUCCUGACACAGUAUGAUGCCAAGAAGAAAGCAGCUCAUGCAGCCAAAACUGUCAAGCAUGGGGCUGGGGCAGAGAUCUCUACUGUCCAUCCUGAGCAGUAUGCUAAGCGAUUCCUGGAUUUUAUUACCAACAUCUUUGCCUAAGAGACUGCCUGACUCCAUGGAAGAGCUGGGGAAGGGGGUUGUUUGCCAACUUCAGGACCUGACUGGACAGAUGGACCCAGCUCAAGCAACUACUCUGGAUGCACUUUGCUGUGUGGGAUGAACUAAGAGUAUUUGAAUUUUGCUGAUAACUUUAUAGAACUCACUGUGGCAUGCUUCCUUCCCAGUGGGCCCUGGGAUGGAAGAAUUUCAAGAUACUACAGAUGUGGGUGCUGGCAUGUACACAUAUGAUGGGACAUGGCCAGUCUUACACACAAGUGGGGUGGAGAGUGGUCAGCAGGCUGGCACCUCAUGGAGGUGGGACCUAAGAGGUCUCUUGAUUAUGCAGGGAAUUGGAGAAGGUCUAUGUCAAGGAUUGACUACUCUCCAGUCUCUUCCCUCACCCCACUUCCACCCCGACUCCUGUACUUCUGGGUGCGGGACCCCAGAGAUGGCCACAGCGUUCCAAAGGUGUUUGAUUGACUGUUGCUGCUCUUCACCAGGACCUCAUACCCAUCUUGGGGCUGGAACCCUUCAGUGGGGGUGCGGCCUGGGAUGAUGGGGCAGGGGUGUAAGGUUCAUUCUCCAUGUUAAAUUUCCUUUCUUCGUGUCUAGCCAUCCCUGUGGUUUUAGUCCUAGCAGAAGGCAAUAUCACUGCCUGGGUCAACCCUGGUCAUGUAAAGAGGAAGCCUCAAGUGUGGGAACCUCCUCUGCUCCCUGGAGGUGUGCACCUAGCAUACUCCCUUCCCCGACCCCUACUCAAACCGGUUUUCCAGUUGGUUUUGUUAUUCUGUUCUCUUCUGUCCUAUCUUAUACUGCUACUGUGUCUCCCAGGGGACAGAUGGCCUUGUUUGUCAUCUUCACUCUCAACCCCUAGAGAGGAGUCAGAGCCAUAACUCAAUCACCCAGCCCCCUCCAAAGAGGGUUGAGUUGAUUCGUGAUAGUCUCAGAAUGUAGAGGACCCUGAUGAGCUGAGAUAGUGUCCUCCCCUCCCCCCAAUGCCUUUGGGGCUAAGGAAGCCAUUCUUUUUGCUAUCCUCUAUCUCCCAUGAAGCUUCUACAUUUUUUUAAACAUAAAGAUGGGUAUACCAGCAGCUGGCCUGUGGGGAUGCAAAGAUUCUUCGCUCUAUAUCUGGCUGGACUGAUCUGUCACACAGAAGUCAUGAGGUCAUAAAGGAGAAUUCCUCUCUCCCCUGCAUCUUCUACUCCAAAGGAAGUAAUGAGGAGUCCCCAGUGAAGGAUUGGAGCCCCUACCAUACCUUCCUGUCAGAAGUCUGAUGGAUCUUUUUCAUUCCAAGUCUACCUUUCCCCUGUUGAAUGCAAUAAAACUCCAUGACACCAGCAACUGUUGUUCUUUAGAAAUGGGUUUUCUGACCAUGUGGCUAAUGUAUCAUGAGCGGUAUGGUCUUCAUUAGUUGUUUCUGUUUUUCAUCUUUUUUGUUUUAUUAAUAGAAAAGAUCUUGUGUAUUUACUCCCAUUGCUGUCACUAUAUAGAAAAUAAAUUAUUG